AUGGAAAGAGUUGAAGCCGUGCUGAUAGAAGCCGCCUGGAAGAGACAGCGGAGCGCAGGGCAGGACUUGGGUCCCAACUCCGGCCGCGCCGCGGGGACGCUGCCCGCAGCCGCUCGCAUGGCCCGGGGCGGCGCUCCCUAAGCGCCGGGCUGGGCAGAGCUGCUGCUCCGCAUCCCCACUCGCUCCGCCGAGCCGAGCCGAGCUGAGCCGAACCGCGCCGAGCCGAGUCGCGCCGAGGCUACCCCCGCUCCUGCGGCAGCCGGAGCGCGAUGCGCCGGUGAGCUACGCACCGGGAGCCCGGCGGCCACCCCAUAAAUCAUCCACAAACAAUCUUAUGAGAAAUGUAGAAGAACGAAGGCCAGAGAGGCAUGCCAGAGAAGGAGUUUGCAGAGUCCAAAGUGUUCAGAGAAGACUGCAUUGGGACUGCCUCUGAGAGAAAGCGUUUACCUCACUAAUUCGUGACGGAUUUACCUUCUGGGACGCUGACCUUGGACUGCUACCAGGACAUUUGUCUUGGACUUGGCCUCUAGGCUGGUUACUGAGGAUUUUCCCUGGAGCAUGACUUCUUAUAUGACACUUCAGUAAUGCAGAGGCUGUAUCCUCCCUGGGCCUACCUUGGAAGCUAGAUCUGCAGUCGCCCUUCAGUCAUGGUUGUUUCAAGAUUAAAGGCCAUUUCCCUGUCAUUGCCAAGCCUUUUUCUUCUUGCUUUUCAUCUCUCAGCAUCACAGAAUGUACCUGAAUACUCUGAAGCUGAAUAUCAGCAAUGUGUCAGGAAAGAACACCCCACAAUUUCUUUUGAAGAGCUGAAGCCCUGGGUGUCGAAUUUCACCUAUCCAGGUGUGCAUGACUUUUCUCAGCUUGCACUGGAUGCCAACAGGAACCAGCUCAUUGUGGGAGCAAGGAACUACCUCUUCAGACUUAGUCUACAUAACGUUUCUCUUAUUCAGGCAACAGCAUGGGGUUCAGAUGAAGACACCAGGAGGUCCUGUCAAAGUAAAGGUAAAACAGAGGAAGAGUGCCAAAACUACGUCCGAGUGCUGAUUGUUUAUGGCAAGAAAGUUUUUACCUGUGGCACCAAUGCCUUUUCACCAGUGUGUUCCAGUCGACAGGUAGGAAAUCUUAGCAAAAUCAUCGACAGAAUUAAUGGAGUGGCUCGGUGCCCAUACGACCCUCGGCAUAACUCGACAGCUGUGAUUACAUCACGAGGAGAACUCUAUGCUGCAACUGUAAUUGAUUUCUCUGGUCGGGAUCCUGCUAUUUACCGCAGUCUUGGAAAUGUUCCUCCACUUAGGACAGCACAAUACAACUCCAAAUGGCUUAAUGAGCCUAACUUUAUUGCUGCCUACGACAUUGGUUUGUUCACCUACUUCUUCUUCCGUGAGAAUGCAGUAGAACACGACUGUGGGAAAACAGUUUAUUCUCGUGUGGCGAGGGUUUGCAAAAAUGACAUCGGAGGAAGAUUUUUGCUGGAGGACACAUGGACAACUUUCAUGAAGGCCAGGCUGAACUGCUCCCGUGCUGGAGAAAUCCCUUUCUAUUAUAAUGAACUGCAAAGCACCUUCUACCUUCCUGAGCAAGAUCUGAUCUAUGGUGUCUUCACUACUAAUGUAAACAGCAUAGCUGCCUCAGCAGUGUGUGCCUUCAAUUUGAGUGCCAUUACUCAGGCAUUUAAUGGCCCUUUCCGCUACCAAGAAAACCCAAGAUCAGCCUGGCUGCCAACGUUAAACCCCAUCCCUAAUUUCCAGUGUGGGACGCUGAACGAUGACAGCCCUAACGAGAACCUGACGGAGAGAGUUCUGCAGGAUGCGCAGCGCUUAUUCCUGAUGAAUGAUGUCGUGCAGCCAGUGACUGUAGAUCCGUAUGUGACUCAGGACAGCAUUCGAUUUUCCAAACUGGUGGUUGAUAUUGUUCAGGGGAAGGAUACUCUCUACCAUGUGAUGUAUAUUGGAACAGAGUAUGGCACCAUCUUGAAGGCCCUUUCUACCACUAACAGGAGCCUGAGGAGUUGUUAUUUAGAGGAAAUGCAGAUCCUCCCUGAUGGACAACGGGAAGCAAUCAAGAGUCUCCAAAUCCUGCACAGCGACAGGUCACUCUUUGUGGGCUUAAAUAAUGGAGUGCUAAAAAUUCCUCUGGAGAGAUGCUCCAUGUACAGAACAGAAGGGGAAUGCCUAGGAGCCAGAGACCCCUAUUGUGGCUGGGAUAACAAGCAGAAGCGAUGCACCACCAUUGAGGACAGCUCCAACAUGAGCCUGUGGACUCAAAAUAUUACUGAGUGCCCAGUGAAAAACCUGACAACAAAUGGAAGAUUGGGGCCUUGGUCCCCAUGGCAACUGUGUGAGCAUUCGGAUGGGGACAGCACAGGCUCCUGUAUGUGUAGGUCACGUUCAUGUGACAGCCCUCGUCCACGCUGUGGAGGUCGCAGCUGUGAAGGGGCCAGGAUUGAGGUGGCAAAUUGCUCAAGAAAUGGAGCUUGGACACCCUGGUCUUCCUGGGCUCCAUGCAGCACCUCCUGUGGGAUAGGCUUCCAGGUCCGCCAGCGAUCCUGCAGCAACCCUGCUCCGCGGUACGGCGGCAGGGUCUGCGUUGGACAGAGCAGGGAAGAAAGAUUCUGUAAUGAGAACAGUCCAUGUCCAUUGCCAAUUUUUUGGUCUUCAUGGGGCCCUUGGACUAAAUGUAGUGUGAAUUGUGGUGGAGGGAUUCAUUCGAGGCAGAGGUCUUGUGAAAAUGGAAAUACAUGUCCGGGCUGUGCUGUGGAAUAUAAGACAUGCAACCCAGAGAGCUGCCCAGAGGUGCGCAGGAACACACCCUGGACCCCUUGGAUGCCUGUCAACAUCACCCAGAGUGGUGCCCGCCAGGAGCAGCGCUUCCGCUACACGUGUCGUGCCCAGCUGUCUGAUCCCCACGAGCUGCAAUUUGGGAGGAAGAAAACUGAGAGUCGAUUCUGCCCCAAUGAUGGCUCAGCAGUGUGUGAUACUGACUCUCUUGUCGAUGACCUCCUCAAGACUGGUAAGACCUCUGCACGGAUUAUCAAUGGGGGCUGGUCCUUUUGGGGGGCCUGGUCUUCCUGUUCCAGGGACUGUGAGCUGGGAUUUAGGAUCAGGAAGAGAACAUGCACAAACCCUGAACCUAAAAAUGGUGGCUUGCCAUGUGUGGGGUCGGCGAUGGAGUACCAAGACUGCAAUCCGCAUCCCUGCCCAGUUACCAUUUCCUGCACGGCCAGCAGGGAGUAUUCUUGCCUGGUUUCCUGGUUUUCAAUGAAAGGCUCAUGGUCUUGCUGGACUCCUUGGUCUCACUGCUCAGCCACCUGUGGAGGAGGACACUACCAACGCACGCGGACUUGCACCAAUCCAGCUCCAUCUGCUGGAGAGGAUAUCUGCAUUGGUCUGCAUACCGAGGAGGCUCUUUGCAACACGCACCCAUGUGAAGGUGGCUGGUCAGAGUGGUCAGAAUGGAGCCUGUGUAAUGAAGAGGGCAUCCAGUACCGCAGUCGUUACUGCGAGGUACACAGCCCAGAUUCUUCUCAGUGCAUCGGAAACAGCACACAGUACCAAGAUUGCCUGUAUAAUGAAAUUCCUGUGAUCCUGCCAGCCUCCAGUAUUGAUGAGAGCACAAACUGUGGAGGUUUUAGUCUCAUCCAUCUGAUUGCCACUGGGGUCUCCUGUUUCUUUGGCUCUAGCCUCUUAACGUUUGUGAUUUACGUGUACUGCCAGCGCUGUCAGAGGCAGUCCCAGGAGUCAACCGUUAUCCACCCAACCACUCCUAACCAUCUCCAUUACAAGGGCAGUACAACCCCCAAGAAUGAGAAGUACACCCCUAUGGAGUUCAAGCUUACAGAAGUGACACACUUAAUAUCGGGGGGUCCAAACCUGGAUAUCUACCAAUGGAGAUGGAGAUCAGACACUUAACAAGAACAAUUUGAUACCAGAUGACAGGACCAACUUCUACCCGUUGCAGCAAACCAAUGUGUACACGACAACCUAUUAUCCCAGUACACUGAAUAAAUAUGACUACAGGCCUGAGGCCUCACCUGGAAGGACCUUUACCAACAGCUGAUGAUGGACAGAUCCUAUAAGACUGGAUAACUUCCUAUAUGAAUUUUUUUUAAAUUGAUUUUAUGGACCAAAUACUGGCUCAGCCUCUAGAUGUAAAUAUUGUACAGUAGGGUCUUUUUUUUUUUCCUUUGGUUAAUUGUAUUUCUUGUAAACAGCACAUCUCCUUACAAGGACAAAAACACAUAUGGACCAUUCUGCAGUGCUUUUGUGGAUAUUUGGCUGGAGAUGGCUCUUACUACUGCAACUGUUUAUGGCUGGAACAUCAGCAUUGUUGUCCAAGGCCAACGUUGUCACAAGGAGGUGGCUGUGUGCUGGGCUCGGUGGCCACCACACAGCAGCACACAACAUGUGGGUGCACCCUAAGGCAAGAGGUGGCCUCCUGGGGCAGGAGUGUCUGUCUGGUGAGGCGCAUCCUUCCUGAGACAGGGUAGCAAUGGUGCACUGGAUGACACACAGCUCAUGAGACGCUGAGCGGGACUCCAUCGUGCCAACAACUUUUUUUCUUUUUCUUUCCUUUUUAGAUUUUUCAUUUUUUUAUGUUUCUGGAAAAAACAAACAAACAAAAAAAAAAAGAAGUGACUUUCUAGGGCAGUGUUCCCUGUAUCUUCAACAGAAUCUUUUCAUAUUACAGGAAAUACUUUCUGCAGCCUUCUUUGGUAAUAUGCAGUUCAGCUGAUGAGAAACAACACACAAACAAAGUGCAUUACACAAAGAAGCUUUCCAGAAUGUUUCCAGUCUUAAUUGAAAGAAAAUUAUACAGGCAGUGAGACACUGAGGAAAGUAAAUGUUGGAAUAACAUCGGAGACGUGAACUUGGAGUGCCUAACAAACAAAGAUGUUUAUAUCACUGGAAAAAAAAAAAAGAAGAUGUGAUGAUUGCCAUGCAAGAGCCAUGGGCUUUUUUUCUUUCUUCCUUUUUCUUUUUUUCUGAGACAGUGUUAACUCUUUUUGUUCUAGCUUUGAUCCUGAUUGUGUCUGCCAGGAAAGGCAACUUUAGAGGCCAUGCUCUUCUUGUGGGAAAUCACCGUGCUUUGGGCUAAUUUUUUCCUGUUGUUUUACUGUUGGUUUUUAGUUCAUUUACUUUCAAAGAGUGAAUAAUUCUGACUUUUCAGAGGGAGGGUAUUUUUGUACGGAAUGUUUCCAUAGUCUGACAUGACCCAGAAAGUCUGCUGCACAUUCUUACAGUGUCUUCCAGUCAGUACUCUAUGAAAUAGUAGCACAGCUGAGUAAUGUGCAUUGUUUGCCAAUAUCUCUUUAAUUUUUCUGAGCAAAAAACAACACAAUGAACAAAUGCUGCUGCAGCUAUUGAAGUAAAUUGGGGCAGUAGCAUUAUUAAACAGUAUAUCCAGCCUUGAAAUGUAAUUUUGUGUAUGUGUGUGACCGUGUCUACAAGAACUGUAUUAGUUUGAUGCAGAAGCCAUGUUGUCUACAACCAGAUGUUUGUCUGACAUAAUUGUUUGGCAAAAAGGAAACUUAUUGCUGGUGCUUAAUGUACAAUUACAUCCAAUGUGUUAGCAACGUGAACAAGUUCACUGCUGUUAUCAUUCAGUGUUUCUUAAUAUUUAUAAUGAACUCCUGAUGCUAAGGAUUUUAGAAUGUUGCAAUACUGAGCAUGAGAUAAAAGUACACCCUGAAACACGCAUGAGCUCCCUGUGGUCCCGAGCUUGGCUUUGUCGUGUGCAUCUUACUCAAGCAAGUGCCAUGCCCGCGCGUGGCCAUUGACUCGGCCAUGUUCCCAGCAGUCCCGUUUGGCUUUGCUUUAUUUCAGAUUUUGCUGUAAGCUGCCACCGAUCGUUUCUCAGUGUUAUUCCUUUGCAGUUGCUUGUUUGGAAGGCCAGCUUGGGCUGUGUACUCAGCUCCUUCAUGUAGGCAGCCAGUAGGAAAUGAAGAAAGACUCUGUUGCUAGUGACAAGUAUAUUGCUUUUCCUGCAAGGAAAAGCUAACACAGAUCUGUAAGCCUGUGUUAUGGUGGCUUGACCAGAAGGCAAGAAUAAAGAGGCCUCCCAUUUUUAAAUUACUUUGUCCAACUUCAGUUUGCAGUGAUUGAAGGCUGUAGGGAUAUUUGUAGUAAAGUGAGGUCAUUAGCACUGCCAUGGGAACACCUUAGGCUCAGUGGUGCCCAUCAUUUUCAGCAGUUGUUUUUCUAAUUUAGCAGCUCAUCCUGCUUCUGCUCUAUUCACUGGGUGAAAUAGGGAGAACAGAGGAAGAGAGAGAGAGAGAGAGGAUCCCUUAAAUAGAUGUACUCACAUUUGAAGCAGUGGGGUCAGGAGCUUAUGCAGACCUUGAAGCUCUGUCUGAAGCAGCCUGCUGCAACCCUCCACAUAGGCACAGUGGCCCUAACUCCCCUGGCAGCAUGGCUGCGAUGGGAGCGGUGGGAGUGGAUCACCAGGGUAGAAGGAGAGCACUGGUAACAAAUGCCAGCGCCUGGAGGGAGGCUCUUCCUAGGCUUCUAAAUCCCAUUUGAGGAGUGCUGCCUUUGUGCCUCGUGCCGUAAUCACCUGCCUCACUGGUUUCCGUGGCCCCUCAGCAACUCAAAAAAUCCUGACUUAAAGUAGUUCUAACAAGCCCAGGGGUUGAAAAUUAUUACAUUAGACUAUCAGGAUGGGAUUUUCUGAGCUUUUAUUUAUGUGAUUCAGAAGAAAACAUUGGCUCCCAAGAUCACUCUAGCCAUUGUAAAAGCAGAGCCAUCUCCAAGCUUCCCCCUCAGAAGAUUCCUUGUAUUGAUACAUGCUGCAAUUACUAUGUACAUGGCAGUAUUGCAGAUGGAGUUUGGGGGGAUGUGAGCAAGUCAAACUUUGCAAUCAUUAUAAUUUUCUAUUUUCCCUUCUUUUUCUCCCCCCUCCUCCUUAAAACAUUUUUCCAUUUUCAGCUUCACAGAAUAACAUGAUGUAAACUGAUUUUUUUUUUCCCCCCCAACAUGCCACAUAGCAGCUGAAUUUCUUUAAAUGUUCAGCUCACCAAGAUAGGUCAUUACUUCCAUUGUACUCAGGAGGUGGAUAUUUUGUAGGCUAUUGGAGGGCAGAUGCUUUGAGAGUGGUGCCUGUGGUUAUAGUUUCAUCAAGCCAUUUCUUCUUACCAGCCAUCCAAAUGGAUUCAGCCCUUUCUGAUAUAAUUGGCAAUCACAGCAAGGGUCUAUAGACUCCAUUUGAGCAGAAAGUAGAAUCCAGGAGAGAGGAGAGAGAGCACAGAAAAAAAAAUUAAUCAGAACACGUAUUACUCAAUAUUUGCCAGAGCGUGCGGUUCUUUAAGGACAAUGUUAAUGCGGUGUGAGGGUUGCAUUUUUUAUGAGCCCUCUAAUGCAUGGCAGGUUAAUGACACCAUGUACAGUGAUAUUCUGGCUGAGGUAAUUCAGCACCUUGAUCGUCAGGUCUGUAAUAUCUGUAGCAGCUUGAAUUGCUCCUGCAGCUGGAUGUUAAAGUUGCUAAAAUUCCCUAUUUGUAAGGCCAUGUGAAAGUACGCUGGAAAUGCAUGUAGUUCAGGAGCAUUGCUUUCCAAAAGACUCAUCUUGCUCUCUCUAUACUUUUUCUUUCACUUCUAAGACAGAGAAGGGGAACCCGGGCAGUUCCUGUGCUGGUCUAGAGACACUGGUUCUCUGCAAACCUUUGGCUAGGAUUCAGAUAUGUAUUAUGUAAAAUAUGAUGGAAAUCUUACAGCCAAGUAUGUAGCGGAAACAUCUUUAAUUAGGCCAUUCUUCCUUUUCCAUGGAAGUGGCUGCCUUUCUCCCUCCAGAUGGGGUGUGCGUUAUGGCCUUAUCCAGGCUGUGUUGUGCCAUUGCUGUUGGGCUUUACUUGAUCAGCUGUCACCCACCAGAAAUAACUUGUGCCAAACCACUUGAUGAUGAUACCACACUAUAAGAGGCACUGUUGCUCUAAAGGCUUACUUGAAUUCGGCAUAUGAGCCAGGCUGCUCUUAAAUAUAUGAACUGUACAGAUACUAUAGAAGAAAUUGCAUUGUCUUACCACCACUGUUCCUAAUGCCUUACAUUUGGAAAAUGAGAUGGUUGGUUUGAAAUCAACAGACAGUAGGAAUGGAGUUCAUGUCUGAUGCAGACAAUUGACGCCUCCAGUGUUAAUCUGAUGUUAAGCCCACCUGGAGAGAAAAUUGCUGUCCACUGAGAUUGAUUUAUACUUUGUACCAAAUACAGUGGGGGAAAGUUAUAUAUAUAUAAAAAUAUAUAUAUAUAUAAAAUGUAAAUGUAAAGUUUGUGUAACAGCUUACUCUUUUGUAAUAGUGUAUACAUCUAUCAGUGGAUAGAUACAGUAUAUAUUUAUAAUAUAUACACACACGAUAUAUAUAUUUAACAAAAUGCCUGCAGAGGAAACUUAGAAUAAGAAAGGCAGUGCUGGUGUUCAAAUUCACAGGGACAAAAUGAAGAAAAAACCUGUAAAAACAUAGCAUCCUUUCCAUUAGGUUUUCAAAAAACCCAACACUUUUGAGGUAAAUGAAAUAUAAUUUUUUAAUUGAAAGGAAAAUUGAUUUUUCUAGUUAGAUAUGCUGAUUCUCCGCUAAAUCAUUCUGGUUAAGAAUGAUUAAGAAAAAGAUUCCUGUUACUGCUUAUAUUUUCUGAAUAAGCUUCCCAUAUCUCUCAUGUAUCACUCUAUUGUUUUUGUAAUUAUAAGUAGGGACUAAUUGUGCAAAGAAAAUCAAAAUAGUAAGUAGGAGUAACAAAUAUUGUACCAUUAGAGCAAAAGACAUCAUCUAUUAGAACAGAGAAAAUGUCAACUUCCAUGUUAAAGAAGAUAGCAAUUGCCUUCUGAGUUAUUGAUCGGCAUAAUAAGCCUUGCUUUAUAAUCGCAUUAGGAGGUUUUAGUACAAAAUUUAGGGAAAAGGAACCCUGUAAACCCAUGGCUUUUUGUUUUCACAGAGGCCCAAAAAAGACACCAGGCCAUGGCAGUCAGUUACCUGGUGCCGUGGGUGUCUCUGGAGCUUCCAGCAUUCAUGGGCAAGGCUCUGCAUCUAUUCCUUGCCCUGACGCCUCCCGUGAGCCAGCCUGCACACAUGGCGGGGCUCAGCACCCCUUGGAGCUGCCUGGCGUAACAGAGAAAUACCCAGUAAAUUGGGUUUGAAGGAUUUCUUUUUUUUCCCACAGAUCACUUUAAUGCCUUCAUGUCCAAGGCCCAGACUCGAACAGGUAAAUCUUCCCCUUAAGCUUGUUAGGAGGAAACUUCAAGCAGCUUCAAGAAUACAUUUGGGGUAGGUGAGAAAAUCCACAAAUUUUGAUUGCCAGAACCUUCAAAACUGGACAGAAGCCCCCCUGGAGCUGGGUCCUUGUGGGACUUACCCUGUCUCAGCUGUUCUGUGUGGAAAUUCCUCCUUUGGGCCCUUUGUGAGAUGUUAGCAUCUGCAUUAGUCCUGGCUGGAGGAGCAAAACCAGCAUCCCUUUAUUUAGAGAGCCACAAAAUUAAACGCUCAAUAGCAUUCAACUCAAAUUUGGGUCUUAAACUUGAUUUUUUCCCUUUUCUGCCUCCAGCCUCAGCUGUAAAUUUCUAUUUGAGAAGGUUCAGUGCUGUAAAAGCAGCAUUUGGCUUUCUGCAAGUCCCAGCCCCGAUUUGGUUUUAAACAAAUCUGAUCAUGAAAAGUAUUAACACUGCACUCUAGUUCUGAAACCUCCGUCAGCGGGAUGCUGUUAAUUCGCAUGCCACGGAGUCAAGCAGAGGUCGGCGUGGAUGGGCCAUUAAUAACUGAAGCAAAAAUGUUUUUUAGUAACAAAAUGUCAAACAACAUAAAAGCCAGCCAGCUGCAUGCCAGUGUGGUUUCUAUCCACACACCCCUCCCUAGCCGACAUCCAAACCUGCGCAUACCUAAAAGCGAUGCGGUUAAUUAGGAUCAUUCCCACAGAGAAAGCUUUAGGGAGGUUGAAUGGUAUGUGCAAUGGAUAUGAUAGGAUUUAGCUUGUAGUUGAGGUGGGAGAGUGACAGAUGCAAUACUGGAUCAUGGGAAAUUAUGAUGCAAACACAGAAUGCUUGCCCUAAAACAGCAAAACCUGGAGAGUAUUAUUGGACUCUGUUGUGAAGGCACAUCACCCUUCCUAUGCAAUUGAACUUGAUGGUACUUUAGUAUAAAGGUGACCUAGACUGUAAUCACUGCCUUUAGACACUGUGAAUUUUUUUGGGGUACUCUGUAUUUUUAUAUAUUGUACAAUGUAAAGAAUAAUUCAGAAAUAAAACAGACCAACCUGA
This is a messenger RNA of Strigops habroptila (Kakapo), 10230 nucleotides long. It is a transcript of the gene SEMA5B, whose product is annotated as semaphorin 5B. The transcript is spliced from 26 exons. Bases 648 to 3905 code for a protein of 1085 amino acids. Gene Ontology annotation, biological process: positive regulation of cell migration; axon guidance; neural crest cell migration. Lineage: Eukaryota; Metazoa; Chordata; Aves; Psittaciformes; Psittacidae. Gene Ontology annotation, molecular function: semaphorin receptor binding; chemorepellent activity. The record is from RefSeq and is a predicted model, not a curated record.